Molecule: messenger RNA, 1286 nt
Organism: Brachypodium distachyon (stiff brome)
Lineage: Eukaryota; Viridiplantae; Streptophyta; Magnoliopsida; Poales; Poaceae
Exons: 5
Coding region: 145-573 (142 amino acids)
Cellular component (GO): chloroplast
Source: RefSeq, a predicted model, not a curated record
UCAUAUUCGUCGUCCUUCUCCUCCGCGACUCACGAAUCGGUCGGUACAGCUACUACAGCGGUUCCUCCUCCCCUGAUCACGGACGCACAGGUGCAAAUCAUAGAAGUCUGGGCGACGUUCUUCGUCCUUGUCGUUUUCGCCGCCAUGUGGCACUACCAACGGCCGAGGACGACUGUGGUUAAGCUCCAGGUUGCAUUGCUGGGCUUGGCAAAACCAUUUCAGAAGGAACUGAACGAGAUUGCUGAGAAGGUAGAAGCGUCCAACCAGCGUUGGUAUAAGUUCAUAUUGACGGUGACGAUACAUUCAUUGAGCCGUCCCAUGGAUUGCUGCAUCUCUUCAAACUUGUCAGCUGAUGUCAAAGUUGGACUGGACUCUUGGGAGGAGCAUUUCGAUAAAAUUUCCAUGAUGGAAAGGAGCAAAUUUGAUGAAGAAACACUUUGCAACUUGGAAGGAAUCAAGAAGAAGAAAGAGUACUCCAAAAAUUAUGAUGACUUCAGAAACGAAUAUAUAGUGAUAAUGGCCUUCUCUGAUGAUUCCCAAAUUUCUUCAGGUAACCAUGCUAGUCGCUGCUGAUGGUGCAAUGAAAUUUCCUACAAUCACAAGACCCGCUGAUCUGGAAGCAGCUCUGGGAAAACUUAACUCUAUACCUGCAAGAGAAAUUCGGGUAUGGAGAAUGUUUCCUAUCCUUUUCAUAAUAAACAAUUGCUUCCUGAUGUAUAAUCGAGACAAGGGAAUAACAACAUUUUCCCUGAUUUUCUUCUAACGUCGCUGAUAAUUAAUUUCCUACUCGUGCCUGCUGUCUCAGGGCAUUCAUGUGUUAUGGACUCCUCAGGAAGACAAUGACGUUCUUUCCGAAGAGAAGCUUCUAACGGAUUAUCCUUGUCUGAAGCCCCUGUGUGAUUACUAGGAGACGAUCUUACCAUGUUCUCAGAUGCCAUGGUAUAAGAUCUCGUCGGGAAAAAAUGCACGUAAAAAGGGUGUGGUCGGUCAUCAUCGUUUUUUAGGUGAAUUCGAUGAAGAGCCUUCGAUGAAAUCACUUGGAAGAGGCGAUCCACAAUACUUGACUCUCGAGGUCUAGGAGUUGUGCAAAAACUUACCCCAAAAGAAAGAAAAAAUCUGUACAAAAACUGUGUGCAAUGUACCUUCCUAAUCCAUACUAGCCAAGAAAACAGGAAAACUAUACAAGGCCUCUGGAAUCCUUAAACCAUAUCCUUGUGCUUCAUCUAUAAUCAAUGGGUACAGAGAAAUGUGUUCUCAUUACACAAUUUCCCAAUUUCUAGCACUCA